Canis lupus familiaris (dog) is the source of this 1450-nucleotide messenger RNA. Its product is annotated as protein shisa-like-1. The record is from RefSeq and is a predicted model, not a curated record. Lineage: Eukaryota; Metazoa; Chordata; Mammalia; Carnivora; Canidae. Bases 907 to 1380 code for a protein of 157 amino acids. The transcript is spliced from 6 exons.
AUACCCCAUCCUGGCCUACCUUAAGAGGAUUACACUGAACUUUGAACUCCCUGAUCCGUGUACCUGGCCCCAUUCUGAAACUCAUUUCCUUCUUGGAAGGCCACCUUCUGGUGGCCCCUGACCAUUUUUCCCUGCAGAAACUGCACUGGGGCCUUUGGGUGGAUAACACGUAAUCUAGCACGAGAUGGCCUGUGACCUGACAACUGGCUCAUUCCCAGGUGCGCCUAUUCCAAGGGGCUAAUAAGCCUCAGGUGCUCCGGUCACCUGCCGACCCCUGCACACGGACACCACCUAGCGGCUGGCUGCGUCUUCCCGAACCCGCCCACCACAGGGCUCCGAAGGCGGGGCCGCUCCGGAGCCACUUCCGGAGGCGCCCAGAGGUUCGUGUCACUCAGCAACCGAAGGCACCGCGGAGUGAUUGGGCGGAGAUGUGGGCUGGGCUGCGAGCCGCGGCGAGCUUCCGGAGCGGUCUGGGGUGUGGAGAACUCGCAGUACCCUCUCCACCCACACCGGCCCUGGUUUCUUGCUGCUGUCCCUAGGCACCUGCUGUGGGGCCCCUCAGAUGAUAACUGUUGUCAUGCUGUCCUGGGAGGAUGACAUUGUCAGAUCUCAAUGGACUCUAGGAUAACACUGAACACUCCUGGCUGGGGGCCUUGGGUCUUCUAGAGAAAUUCCUUGUCUCAGCAGAUGGCAUCUAUGAGGCUUAAGGGGCUAAUGGCUCAACUUCUCUAGUCUUCUGAACCUUUUCCUGUUCAGCUCAGAAAACCUCAGGCAGCUGGGAGACCCAGUCCCCACAUUUUCCAACAGAAGACAAAAACUCAGUCACUUUCAUCUCUCUCUCUAGAGCCAUGGAUUAGAGAGAUAUUGGGGUUCCUGAGACCCGGGCUGAGGUGGAGAUGACCUCUCAUGGCCUUUCAGAGGAGGCUGGGCCUGUUGCUGACUGGCCUGACCGGAGGGCUGUUGCUCCUCCAGAACUGGGUGACACCUGCUCAGCCGACCUCUCUCUCAGCAUUGGCCCACCACCCCCACUUGUGCCAGACCACCUGGGAUGCUGAUGGCCGCCACUACCCCGGUUUCUUCUGUCCUCGGCUCUCUGACACCCCGGAGGAAGCCUACUGCUGCCACCUGCAGGCUGCAGGGGGCUACUGCUGCACCCGGGCUGAAUUUGAGGCCUUGUACCAGGUCAACCUGUCCGCCCUUCCGUCCCCACCCAUUCUCAGGGGCAGGGGCCCGCUCCUCGCCCUGAGCCUCUAUACCGUGCUGCUCCUGGCCCUGAUGACCGCCGACCUCGUGCACUUCUGCUGCGGUCGGGGCGCCGGCCGGCCGCCCUCGGCGUCCUCCGCCGCGCGCCCCCUGCAGGUCCCUGUGAGAACGGACUAGGCGCGCCCACUGCAGGUCUGUGCCGCGGGCCGGAGCCCCGCCCACCGGAGCCCCGCCCACCGGAGCCCCG